AUGGAACUUUUUUCUAUCUUCUUUGGUUUCUUUGGGGGACUAUUUGUGCUCACAUUGACAAAGGUUGUGGGGCAGACUCGGAGCAUAUGGAAACGAACACAAAGUUUGACAAACAUUUACCUUUAUAUGAUCUGGACAGAAACGAUAGUGAAUCUGAUAUUCUCUAUUACGACAUAUUUAUACCUAUGUGGAGUCAUCCACUUGAGUCUUGUGUAUUUGAUUGCUACUGUGCUGUUAUGGUCCAUUCAGACCCAACUUCUUUCGCAAAUUAUCGCCAAUCGUGUUUCAUUGAUCAUGGUCAACAAGCGCAAAUCCCGGUUACUCAAAUGGGGCCUCUUUAUCCUCAUUGGUAUGGUCAACAUCUCCGUCUUUUGCAUUUGGAUUAUGGCCCACAUGCCAUCAGCUAGCCCAAGGAUGAUCGCCUUCAACAACAUCUGGGAACGGCUUGAGAAGAGCUUUUUUCUUGUCAUUGAUAGUGGACUUAACUUGUACUUUCUGUACCUGGUGCGGUACCGGCUUAUUGCAGAUGGGCUCGUGAAGUACUGGCGUCUCUUCUAUUUCAAUGCGGCAAUUCUUCUCGUUUCCCUAUCCAUGGAUACUCUGCUUCUUGGGAUGCUGAGCCUACCGAACCCAUAUGACUACGUCCAAUUUGCUCCCGUUGCCUACAUUGUCAAGUUACAUAUCGAGCUCACUAUGGCGGUCCUCAUCUCCAAAGUCGUGCGCGGCAGU
Molecule: messenger RNA, 729 nt
Organism: Hyaloscypha bicolor E
Lineage: Eukaryota; Fungi; Ascomycota; Leotiomycetes; Helotiales; Hyaloscyphaceae
Exons: 4
Source: RefSeq, a predicted model, not a curated record